GGAGCCAUAUUGAUUUUUUGCAAUGAUUACCAGGACGGGUGGUGGUGCGCGGGCCUGUCGGGUCGCCGUUACGUGAAGCGAGAGCGAGGAUGCACUCCACCUGGCGCGCUUGCGGCCGCCGUGCGCACGCUGCCGACGACGACGCUCUGUGACGCGAGGGCGACCUGGUGUGCGACGAGGGAGAGCGCGGCGUGGCCGCGACGAUGCCGUCGGCGCCCCUUCGGCACCGCGGCCGCGACAUUUCCAUGGAAACGUAGACGCGCGGCUGGCGGCUGGUGCUGCUGCGGGAGUCCGUCCGUCAGUUCCCCGUCCGUCAUCGUCGUCGUCGUCGCGAUGCCGCGUUAGGUUAGGUUCAUCCGGCUCGCCACCGGGACUCACGUCGACGACGGCACCUCUGACGACUCGUCGUCUUUGCUCCGCAAUUGGAUGAGCAGCAAGCGUAGAAGAUUGGAAUAUAGAGAAAGCGCAGCUGCCCUCUUUGCAAGAAGAGCAUCAAGUGACGUUAGUGUCCGCAUGACAUUGCCAUCCUUAGAUUUUGUACAAUGAGCAGCUGGACAGAGAGGAUGCAUCGACGCGCUGCUACGUUAGGAAAUGUUGUAACCAGCUGCGGACAUCCUUCCUCAGUACCACCAUAUCCGAGACGCCUGGAAAAAGUCAAGUUUGGAGUACCCUUGGAUGAAGUGUGUAAGAAUGAUAUUCCUGGCCCCUUAUUGGUCCUUAUAUUGAAAUUAAACAAGGAGGCUCCGCUCAGAAAAGACGUUUUUCGGGCGCCUGGUCACCAGGGUAAUAUGAAGAAAUUGAUUCAUUUUCUGCAAACUGGACACCUUGUCAAUAUGGACAAUUUUAGCGUUUACACGAUAGCUAGUGUUCUGAAGAAGUUUUUACGCAAGAUACCUGGCGGAGUGUUUGGGAAAGAAGGCGAACAGCAGCUAUUCACCGUAAUUCAGCUAGAUAGCAUAGAACAACAACGGGACCAGAUACACAGAUUAAUUACCUCCAUGCCAAUAUAUACGCAACGGUUACUGGUGUUACUAUUCGGAACAUUCAGGGUAGUAGCAGUAAAUAGCGAGCGGGCGCACACGGGGAUGACCAGCGAAGCCCUGGGAGUAUCCGUGGCACCCUCGUUCUUUCAGAGUUGCGUCAGCGACGGCAAGACCGCUAAGAUGGAGGAUGUUCUCAGGUUUAAGAUUGCCACACGUGUCACCAAGUUCAUGAUAGACAAUUUUGGCGUUUCGAAUCUGUUCGGAAGGGAUAAUUAUGAAUUUUACGCUCGUAUAACCGGCCGAAUAUUGAAGGUGGAGGAAGACUGGAUCUUCAGUUUUAGAUAUCCGCCAGAUACUCUCGUGUCGAGACAAUUGUCACUGGAAGCGGAAAAGACGUGGUUGCAACACGAGUGUGAAAGAUGGGGACUAAGGUUUAAUUUAGAAUGUAUGUCACACCAAGAGGAAUCACAAUCAACUCCGGCGUUGAUCCACAUGCCGGAGAUGGUGAAUCUCGCGUCGUCGCUAGGCAUGAUACCGGAAAACACCUUACUCGAGAGUUACACGCGACUCUCGGUUAGUUUAGAAGAGAACGGUCUGUUCCAGGCGCCCAGUCGUUCGUCGAGUAACGGCAGUCAUCAUUCUAGACGCGCAGCGGCGGGUAUGACCCUGGACGAAUUGCGCGCGGUGAAUCGCUACGCCGAGAGUACCAAGAGUCUCAGCUACUUACCACAGGUUCACGAGAGACAAGCCGCGCGAAUGCGAACUAGAUCCGAAUGGUUUCUCACACCUGUGGGGGAAAGACUGGUGGGAACGGAUAGCGAUCCCACAGCGAUACACGUUUUACGUGGUUCCAAUCGGUCUUCCUCUGGCAACAUUGCUGCAGGCCUAAGUGCCAGCGCGGAGUCGGUAAAGCGACCAAGUCUGCGAAGAAAUUCGUCUAGGGAGAAACAGCGUCUACAUCGCAGUUCAUCUCGUCGCAACAAGGAGAACGGCGCGAAGGGAGGUGUUCGCUCGGCGGCGGCAGCGGCAGCAGAUGUAUCGCGUUCUCUGGAGGCGAUCAAGAGCGUAAAGAUUGUGCGAGUGACGGUAGAUCAACAACAACAGCAGCAGCAGCAACUGGCGGCCGAGAAGAUGCUGGACAAUAGCUACAACGAGAUCAUCGAAGAGCAGACGGCACGCGUGCCGUCGCGCACCGGCGGUGAUGGCAUUAUCGGACCACAGGAUUGCACCGAGAUGGAUGUAAAAACAUUUCACGUUACUCUGACAUACAAGCCGCGAAUAUAAGUGAUUUCUUGUUUCUGAUUUUCUUUCUUUUUUUUUUUUUUUUUUUUCUUUUCUUUGUAAUCCCUAUUUAGAAACUUUGAACAAUAUUUUUUAUUAUUUCUUCGUUUAAAAUACGUUGCGUGUAACUCUAAAUGUGCUAAAUCGUGAAUGCAGAACGACUUCUCAUCUCGCAAUCUCGAUAAUUUUAAAAGUAUCAGAUUUAUAUAAGCGUUACUCUAUUUACAUACAAAGGCUACGAAUAUAAACAAUUGUUUUUUUUUUUAAUCUCGACGCUCAGUAAUAUAAAUUCGGAUGUUAUCUUUUUCUCGUGUAAAAUUAUUAAUAAUUUUAAUUUAUACGGAAAUCUUAUUUAUUGUUGCUGUAGUUAAAAUGUUUUGUUCGUUUUGGAAGUUAUUCGUGAAAUUUUAUCGUUUCGAAAUAUCCUUAAUAUCGACAACAAUAUCCCAUAAGAUGAUAAAUUACAUUAUCUCGUUUUAUUUUGAUUUUAUGUCGUAAAUGUAAAAUGAUUUCGGUUACUCCCUAAUAGACACUAUCUAUCGUGGCAUUCCAGAUGCAUUUACUCUUGCCCCGCGAUACUUUUAACUCAUCUUUUUUUUAUACUUGUGCACAUACUCGAUAAUUUUAUUUAAUCGAAACAUCCCUCGUUUUAUACAAAUCAUAUCACAUCAUUUGUAUUUAUUCCAAGCUAAUAUUAGAACAUUUAGAUACUCGAAAUCUUUUUCCAUCGAUCACUGUUGUGUGACUAACGUAAUUACCGGGUACUCCGCGGAGUAUCCGACUGACAAUGACUGACAAAUUUUGAUCUUAUAAAUUUUUCAUUUCAAUCCGUGCGUGUCUCUUAAUAAAAGCACUGAAAUAUUCUUUUGCACUACAACGCGAGCCACCAAUUUGCGAAUUAAGCUGUAAAAACGCGAACUUAUAGAUAAGAAGAUUUUACAAUUUAUUUAUAAUUUUAAAUAUAGAUCUUUAAUAAAAUUUAUAUUUAAGAUUCGUUAUAUAUUUAUAAAUAUUUAAAUUAGUUAAAAAUCGUGAAAAAAUUGAAUAUUAAAAACGAUCUCGUAAAUUUCAAUAAUCUUGAAGUAUAUGUAAUCAAUGCUAUGGCCCUAUGAGCAACAUUUGAAAGAUUUUAGCCAUCACUAAUUUUGCAAAAUUAUAAACAAGUUAUAAAAUCGUAAUUUAAUAAAAAGAAAAGAGAUGGCUUUCACAAUAAAAGUUUUCUGAAAAUACUCUUGGGAUAAAGUUUGCCGGGUAUUUCGCGGAAUACACUCUGUGAAAAUAGAAUACGAUAGGUCGUGUAAUAAGUAUUUACGAGAAUUUCUUUGACGCGACGUGCCGGUUGCAAAUGCUAGCAUAUAAAUGCAUCGUCACGUUUGUUACAUGCCAAAUUAGUAAUAUUUAUCAGAUGUAUUUAUAAGCCGUCGAUUGUAAGGAUGAUUGUGCUGUCGCGUGUAUGUUAGGAAAAUUGUUAACGAUAAGACUCUACAGGACGAUUCGAUGGAAACGAGAUACUUUCUAAUAUCUUUCUCAGACUCGACGAUGCAGAAAAAUUUGCGCAAUACAAUUAAAGUUUUUUUCAAGAAAAAAAAGGUCAUUAUAUAUAAUAUCUUUUAAUUAAAGGCUAUACACGUAUAUCACAGCUCAUAUCAAGAGGGAUUCAACGUAAUGACCUUAAAUAACGAAAAAUUAGAAAAUCUUGAAGAUUUUAAUCUUGUUAUUUUGUACCAGAUUUUUAUAUAUUGAAUAAUUUUAUAUAUUGAAUAUUGAAAACUUUUAGAGUCGCACAAAUUGUAUUGUUCACAUUUCUUUUCUGAUUCUCGAAUCCAAGAGAGAUAACUAAAGAGUCUAUUUCUGGCGAUUUAUCCAAAGAUACGUAAAGGCUAUCGUAAGAUAGUAGUACUCGAUAUAUUAUUCUGAUCUAGAGCGAAACAAGAAAUACUUAUCUAGAGUAUUUUUCUUGAUAAAAAAGCAAGAUAAAACGACGUACAUACAUAACGAUAUGCUACACAACGAAAGUGUUCCAUAAAUAAAAGUACAUGUAGUAAUUGAUGGAGUUCGUGACGAGUUUUCCAGGUUGCGGUUGGUUAAACCGAUCGCGACCGAUCCUAAGAAAAAAGAAUAGGCAAUUCACGGAAUAAUAUUGCGAAAAAACAUGUCGCGAGAAUGCGAACGCGAGAAAGAGAUACACAUUUCCAAAUCUCUCUCGCUACUAAAGAACUUACUUCCAAACCAUCUUGAAUGCGUAUUCGUCAAUAAUAAAUAAUUAAGAACAAUUGAAUAAACAUUAUGAAGCCAAACUUUACAACAAGCUAAUUUUUACGAGAGACAAGAAUUGAAGAUGGUUUGGGGAUAAGCCGUUUGAGGAUAAUCUCCUCUUCGCGAAGGCCACAUUAAGCGUAAAUUAAUAUAUAUUUAUGAUUAAAUAAUAGGGCAUGUAAAUAUUUAAUACCAAAAAUGUAAAGUUCUUAUGAUAUAUUGGACGUAAUAUAUAUACAUAAAUGUAAACGUGAAAGUAUGUAUGCGGUCGUGUUGAAUAUCGUAUCGAAUCGCCUCGAUGUCUCGCGAGAGCGCGAGGAGGGGGAGAUUCAAGUGGCGAACAGAGGGAAGAAGAUGCAGGCCCAGAUGAGGAGGCACGCGAUCAGAAACAGCAUCAGCCUCGAACGGAAAGUGUCCCAGCCGAUCAGCAUCAUUCUUGGCUGCGUGCGUCUUUCCGUCGCGGAAAACUGAAAUGAGUUUUUUCGAUAGAGAGAUACGCGUGUAUAUUAAAGGAAGAGACCAAAACGGACGGGAACAAGUCACAUUGUCGCCCGGCAGCUCCUCCUCCUCCUGCUCGUCGUUAUCGUCGUCGUCAACCUCGUCAUUCCGCAAUCGCAUCUGCGCGUUCGGAUGCUGUUGUCGCAUCGGGUGCGUCUCCCGAUCUCGCGUGCUCGCUGACGUUGUUGACGGCUGCCAGCUUCCGAUUGAUCCGUUGGGCCGUUCCUCGUUUUCGAUCACGAUAACGUCGCCUGCCGCGGAUUCGCCAAGAUCGUUAUCAUGCGAUUGUCCCGCAAGAUACAUGCUCGAUCGCGUGCGCAGUCAUAUUUUUCGUACCAACGACAAUUUCAGGUACUGUAAGGGACAAGAGGGGACUUGGUAGUUUCGAUUUGACAGAUGGAAAAGAUACAUGUAAGAGAAAUCAUGAAGAGUCCAAUCUGUAUAAAUGUAUAUCGUGGAAUAUGCGAGAUUUAAAUUGUUCGAAUCCCACCUCUCUCUCUCCCUUACAUUACGGUUGUCUCGCCUAUUGCAGUCCCGGCCAAAAAUAUCGUUAAAUCAUCUUGACCGAAAAGUUUGUUCGUCGACUAGCGUGACGAAAAAAGAGCGAAGAAAUUUUUCGAUCAAUUCUAACUAAUUUGUAAAGUUAUUAAGAUACAGCGCAAUUUUUGAAGAUUUUCUCAAGAUUCGCGUUUCUCUUUCUCUCUCUCUCUAUCUAUCUAUCUCUCUCAGUAUUAUUUAUAACUCAAUGUGUUUGCCGUACAUAUUUUUUAAUUUUUGAACACCGAUUUAUCAUGCGAUAUCCGCUCGAAACCUAUGUAAAGGAUCGAAUAAUUUGCAUACAUUGCGUAUAUAACAUAUUUUAUUCGAAUAUAUUUACAGACAUACAAAGCGUUUAUAAAACGGUACGAAAUAUACAAUAUUACAAUCUUAAUUACGAAAGCUUAAGGCUGCCGGAGAUCCUUUCUCUUCCCCAUCCUUGAGCUUUCGGUUGUUUUUGAAUCUCUGUUUACAGAUUUCAUCGAGUGCAAACCGCGCUGUCGAAACAAGUAUCCGGCACAGCCAUUUUAUAAACUUAUAAGAUCCGUUAUUAAAUCAAGAAUUAUUAGCACA
Molecule: messenger RNA, 6128 nt
Organism: Camponotus floridanus (Florida carpenter ant)
Lineage: Eukaryota; Metazoa; Arthropoda; Insecta; Hymenoptera; Formicidae
Gene: RhoGAP71E
Exons: 11
Coding region: 543-2267 (574 amino acids)
Biological process (GO): signal transduction
Molecular function (GO): GTPase activator activity
Source: RefSeq, a predicted model, not a curated record